Heterocephalus glaber (naked mole-rat) is the source of this 2081-nucleotide messenger RNA. The record is from RefSeq and is a predicted model, not a curated record. NCBI's taxonomy places the organism in Eukaryota, Metazoa, Chordata, Mammalia, Rodentia, Bathyergidae.
GCGGAGUGCGCAGCAUCCUGCCCCUGGGGAGUCGGGAGGAGUCGCGUCCCAUCCAGCUGUGCAAACAGGAGGAGGAGGAGGUCCCAAGCCGACCCUCGGGAGAGGGGUGGCCUGGCCGGCUCCCGCGGUGCGGGUUGUGCCAGCCUGCCCGGAGCCCGACGCAGAAACUUGUUGCAACAAACAGGCGACCGCGGGUGCCCCUAGCAGCCAGCGGCGGAGUGGGUGGGCGGGCGAGAGGGAGGGGAAGGCUGGCGGACGCCGCGGCGAACUGGUGGGCAGACCCGGAGUCGCCGCGUAAGCGGGGCCGGCUCAGUGCGGUGCGGCAGGCGCGGCUGUGCGGCAGCGGAAGUCCUUUGUUGCAGCGCAGUCCCUGGCAGAGCGGAGUCUCCGUGCAGCCCAGCCCGAGUGCCGCGCGCCGCCGCCGCUGCACUCGCGGCCCCUUCGCCUCCGCCCGCCGUUCCUGCGGCCGAUUUGCCUUAAACUUCCUAAAAUCUCCGCAGCCCUGGUUCCCACUUCGCCCGGAUCAACAAGGGAGAAGCAAGUUACAGAAGUGGCAAAGCCAGAUUGGAAUCCAGGUCUCUACUAGAAGAUGGCAAAGCCCAGCCACAGCAGCUAUGUCCUGCAGCAGCAAACAGAACACCAAAAUGAUAUUUGGAGUAAGAAUGUAUGAAGACACUGUGGCUAGAAAUGGCAGUGAAGCCAACAGGUGGUGUGCAGAGCCAAGUUCAACAGUAAACACACCUCAUAAUAGAGAACCAGAUGAAGAAUCUUUACAAUUGGGUAAUUUUCCUGAACCACUGUUUGAUGUAUGUAAGAAAAGUUCUGUGUCCAAAUUAUCUGCCCCAAAAGAAAGGGUAUCACGACGCUUUGGACGGAGUUUUACCUGUGACAGCUGUGGAUUUGGCUUUAGCUGUGAAAAAUUAUUAGAUGAACAUGUACUGACCUGUACUAAUAGACAUUCAUACCAAAACACAAGAUCUUACCACCGAAUAGUAGAUAUGAGAGAUGCAAAAGACAGUAAUAUCAAAGCUGAAUUUGGUGAAAAAGAUGCAUCUAAAACAUUUUCUACACAGGCAGACAAAUACAGAGGAGACACAAGCCAGGGUCCUGAUGAUUCUGCUUCAACCACUGCAAAUAGAAAAAGUAGCACAGUGGAGUCUGAACUAGCCAGUGAAGAAAAAAGCAGGGCUGCUGAGAGGAAAAGAAUCAUCAUUAAGAUGGAGCCUGAAGAUAUUCCUACAGAUGAGCUUAAAGACUUUAAUAUUAUUAAAGUUACUGAUAAAGACUGCAAUGAAUCCACUGAUAACGAUGAAUUAGAAGAUGAACCCGAAGAGCCAUUUUAUAGAUACUAUGUCGAAGAAGAUGUUGGCAUUAAAAAAAGUGGUAGGAAAUCUCUAAAACCUCGAAUGUCAAUAAAUUCUGAUGAAAGAGGUACUUUAGAAAAUCUGAGGCCCCCUAACAACAGUAGUCCGGUACAAGAGGAUAGUGAAAAUGCCUCUUGUGAGCUGUGUGGACUCACAAUAACGGAGGAGGACCUGUCUUCUCAUUACCUAGCCAAACACAUUGAGAACAUCUGUGCAUGCGGUAAAUGUGGACAGAUCCUCGUCAAGGGUCGGCAGCUUCAGGAACAUGCACAGAGAUGUGGAGAACCCCAAGAUCUGACAAUGAAUGGGCUAGGAAAUACGGAAGAGAAGAUGGACAUGGAAGAAAACCCUGAUGAACAGUCUGAAAUAAGAGAUAUGUUUGUUGAAAUGCUGGAUGAUUUUAGGGACAGUCAUUACCAAAUAAACAGUAUCCAAAAAAAGCAGUUAUUUAAACAUUCUGCCUGUCCUUUUCGAUGUCCUAAUUGUGGUCAGCGUUUUGAAACUGAAAAUCUAGUGGUUGAACAUAUGUCUAGCUGCCUAGAUCAAGAUAUGUUUAAAAGUGCGAUUAUGGAAGAAAAUGAAAGAGAUCAUAGGCGAAAGCAUUUUUCACUCCUGCAGCACUUCUCUGGAAACGUUGCACCUCUCCGCCAGUCCUUUUUUCCUCCUUUCACCUAUAAAACCCGUAGGAAUAACUCCACUGCUCUCCCCCUUCUGUGA